ACAGGCAUUUCUCAAUCUGGCUCUGCGUGGUGCUGUAUAGGUGGUGCGGAUCUAAAGCAAACUCAGUUCUUCGAAUUUGAGUGUAGCCUACAUUAGUACAUUAUUGACGGGUUUGGAAAAGACUACCACGUUUAAGUGCAGCGUUUUUUAGCUGCCCCAAGCAGUUUGUUUGUUUUUUUAUUUUUUUGUUUUGAGUCUUUAGCGCUAUUGAGAGAUCAAGGCCUUUUUUGUAAUAAUAAAAAACCUCGCCCUCGUUUCACACAUACCUCCUCAGAAGAGUGUGGACAUUUUCAGUAAUUGUUUUAUUUACUCUAGCGAGCUUCAACGGUCACCUCGUGUCACUAAAAAGGGGGAAAAAAGAGGACAGCGGCUUCGUGAGACAGAACUGCCCUCCUCCCCUCAGGGGUACUGGAGAACAUGGCUCAGCACGGUCAGCACCAGGUCGCCAGCAUGAAGGCCCUCAUGUUGGAGAUGAAGAGCCUCCAGGAGGAACCGGUCGAAGGGUUCCGGAUCACGUUAGUAGAUGAAGCGGACCUCUAUAACUGGGAGGUAGCCAUUUUCGGACCCCCCAACACCCUGUACGAGGGAGGCUAUUUUAAGGCUCGGCUGAAAUUUCCAAUGGACUACCCCUACUCUCCCCCAUCUUUCCGCUUCCUGACCAAAAUGUGGCAUCCUAAUAUCUAUGAGAAUGGAGACGUUUGCAUUUCCAUCUUGCAUCCUCCUGUUGAUGAUCCCCAGAGUGGAGAGUUGCCAUCAGAAAGAUGGAAUCCAACGCAGAAUGUAAGAACAAUUCUCCUCAGUGUCAUCUCUCUUCUCAAUGAACCUAACACAUUCUCCCCAGCUAAUGUAGACUCGUCAGUUAUGUACAGAAAAUGGAGAGACAGCAAAGGGAAGGACAGAGAAUACGCAGAAAUUAUCAGGAAGCAGGUUCUGGCCACAAAAGCAGAAGCGGAUCGUGAUGGUGUGAAAGUGCCCACUACCCUGGCAGAGUACUGUGUUCAAACCAAGGCCCCUGCGGUGGAUGAGGGCUCAGACCUUUUCUAUGACGACUAUUAUGAUGAUGACAUGGAGGAGGGUGAGGAGGACUGCUGUUAUGAUGAAGAUGACUCCGGGACAGAGGAGUCAUGACGAUAGGGAGGGGGAACUCGUGUGUGCAAUCAGUAAAUAAUGAAAAAGAAAAUUGGAAAAGGAAAAAAAAAAAAAGCAAAAAAAAAAAAACACAAAAAAACACCCUCUGCCUCACCUGGAUCACUGCAGAUAUUUUCCCCCCAUCCCUCUCCCCCAUAACCCCUCUAGGAACUGUACAGUUUUAUGGACACAAGAACAUUGGAUAAGUUUUGCCUUUUUCGGAUAUGAAAAUCUGCUCCUUUCCCCACCAAAAAGAAGAAAAA
Molecule: messenger RNA, 1391 nt
Organism: Polypterus senegalus (gray bichir)
Lineage: Eukaryota; Metazoa; Chordata; Cladistia; Polypteriformes; Polypteridae
Product: ubiquitin-conjugating enzyme E2 R2-like
Exons: 5
Coding region: 418-1128 (236 amino acids)
Biological process (GO): protein polyubiquitination; ubiquitin-dependent protein catabolic process
Molecular function (GO): ubiquitin conjugating enzyme activity
Source: RefSeq, a predicted model, not a curated record